This is a messenger RNA of Vollenhovia emeryi, 4440 nucleotides long. It is a transcript of the gene tous, whose product is annotated as cilia- and flagella-associated protein 57. The coding region runs from base 525 to 4175 and encodes 1216 amino acids. The transcript has 4 exons. NCBI's taxonomy places the organism in Eukaryota, Metazoa, Arthropoda, Insecta, Hymenoptera, Formicidae. The record is from RefSeq and is a predicted model, not a curated record. Gene Ontology annotation, molecular function: protein binding.
AGAAUUUCUACACAUUUCUAUUUCAUAUUUUUGUAGUUAUUUGUAGAAAUUUUUUCCACUAGGGUCUUCUCAGUUUCCGUCGCCAAAUCACAUUUUAUGCGACAAAAAAUAGAGACUUCUGCUCAUUGUUAGACAAGCCAAGUCUAUCUUGAUAUGAUCCUAAAAAUGCCGCCGUACUUAUUUCCACCUUGGAAACCGCACGAAGGCCUCGAAACGUAAUUUCGGAAAACAAAUGGUUUCUUCAAAAACCCAGAAACGAAUUGCCCGAAGCAACGUAUUAUUCUACAUCCUGACUGAAAUCCUGGCACGCGUGAGCUUUUUCCAAGGAUGUUACCUGGGAGAUGUAAACAACUCUAUUAAUCCGAUUCACGAAAUGGAGCAUGUCUAUUCUCGGGCAUUGAGGAAGAAGAAAAGGGGAGAAAUCGCGAGAAAAUCGUGGAGAACACGGUCGAGGGGGGAAACCGUUCGUUUCGCAUGCAGGAGAGACAUUAUUGUUGACUCUUCGUAGGAAGCUCUCGAGCGAGAUGGCCGUGUCCCUGCAAACGCGCGUUUUCUACGGCCUGAAAACUGACAUCGCCGGCAACGCACAUUACGUCACGGACGCGGAGAUUUUGUAUCCGGUUGGCAAUGCACUGGCGAUCCACAACGUCCUCCAGCGUCAGCAGAAGUUGAUUCGACUGGCCGACAAGUGUCACGCAAACGUUAUUUGCAUCUCGCCUAACAAGAAGUACGUUGCUCUAUCCGAAGUAGGGGACAAGCCUACGAUUUCCGUUUACGACAUCAAUUCAUUGAAGCGCAGGAAGCUACUCGGAAUACCCUAUGACGCUCCGGGAGUGAGCAGAUUCACGUGUCUGGGCUUCACUUUCGACAGUAAGAACCUGGUGGCGAUCACCGGCGAGCCCGAUCAAACGAUGCUCUUCUACAACUGGGAGAAGGGCAAGGUCGAGUCGACGUUCAACCUGGCUAAUCCGCAAAACCCGCUGGCGCUCGCCGCGGUGCUGGCCUGCAAUCCGUCGGACGCGACGGUGGUGGCGGUCGGCGGUCCUUACACCUUCAAGUUCCUCACCGUCUCGGAGACGGUGUGGCGGCCGUACGGCUUCGCCAAGGCGGAGAACCUCCUCGUCUGCUCGAUGGCCUGGCUGGACGGUGACAGGCUGCUGGUCGGCACCGAGGACGGCCGCGCGUUCUACCUGGAGAACGGCGAUCUCAAGAAUGUGUACAGGAUGUCGGACACGGUGUCGAUGAACCUCAAGAUUCGCGAGGAGUACGUUAUGCCAGCGGCCACCGGCUCGCAGAUAACGCUGGAGGCCGGCGACGACGUUAGCUGGCAGCAGAACGUGGCCUGCCUGAUCGCGUUCCCACGCGGAUUCGCGUACUCGCACGGCGCCGGGACGGUGGUGCUCUACGAGAAAGAGGGAAAGUACAAGUACGUGAGGCGAAACGUCUACGUGAUUCCGCAGCGAGUGUCGAGGGACGAUAACCCGGACCUCUACAGGAUCAACACGAUCAACGUGAAUCCCAGCUUCGACCGGCUGAUCGUCACCGCCGGCUGGUCCCAGCUGUAUUACGCGACGCUGUGGGGUCCGGACCUGCAGAUGGACCCGGAGCCGCAGAAGCUGAAUAUCAUGGGCGAGCCAUUGCAUCACGGCCCGAUCAGCGGUCUCGCCAUGUGCGCGUGGAAGCCGAUCUUCAUGACGUGCGGCGAGCUCGAUCGUAGCGUCCGGCUGUGGGAUUUCGAGACCGAGAGCCUCAUCAUGCUCAAGCAAUACGACGAGGAUAUAUCCAGCGUCGCGCUGCACCCGAUGGGGCUCUUCUGCCUGAUCGGCUUCACCGACAAACUGCGCUUCAUGAGCAUCCUGAUCGACGACCUGCUGGCGAUGCACGAGAUCGCCAUCAGGAGCUGCAGGACGGUUCGUUUCAGUUACAACGGCCACCUGUUCGCCGCGGUCAACGGCAACGUCGUGCAGGUGUACACCACCAUCGGCUUCUACAAUCCCUUCAUCCUCAAGGGGCACACGGGCAAGGUGAAGGCUCUUCUCUGGUCGCAGACCGACCUGAAGAUGUUGAGCAUGGGCGCGGAGGGGGCGAUAUACGAGUGGGACAUGAACACCGGCGUGCGGUCCGGCGAGUUCAUCUGGAAGGGCUUCGCCCUACGCGACAUCGCCCUUUCCUCGGACGCGUCGUUCGUCUACUGCAUCGCGCAGGACGAUCACAUACGCGAGAUCAAGGAGAACGCCAUCGCGCGAGAGUUCCGAUUGCCCGGCAGAGAAAUGCAGCAAAUGAUCAUGGGGAAAGAUGACCUGACGCUGUUCAUAACUUCCCCCGGUGGCAUCGUCAUCUCGUUGAAAAGCCCGCUUCAAACUCCGAUCGAGUCAACGGACUUCCAUAUGCACUGCGUCGAUAUUACGCAGAUCGCGCUGUCUUACAACGAAAACUGCCUAAUCUCGGUCGCGAAGGACGGUAGUUUGUGUAUUUGGAAGCUGUACUCCCCCGAGGGGCAAGUCAUGAAGAUGAGCCGCGAUCUGCCGUACACGAACGAAGUAUUAAUCGGUAAGGGUGAUUUGGAGGAGAAGAUACUCAGCAUCAAGAAUUUGACGGUGAGGCUGAGGGAGCUGGAGACCGAGCACGCGUACAGGCUGCGGCAGAUCGACGUUCAGCACAACGAUAAACUGCGCGACGUGCACCAAGGCUACUGCGAGGCCAUUAAGGAGCUGCGCGAUAAGAUCGAGAAUCUUCAGGAGGACCAUGUGAACGAGAUCAACAACAUGAACGUGCAAAUCGUCAAGAUGAAGGCGACCCACGAGGAGGCGAUGCAACAGAUGGAAAACAAUUACGAGGCCAAGCUGAUUGUGGAGUACAACAAGUACCAGGCGUUCGAGGAACGUACCAAUGCCAUGCGAGAGAGUUACGAGACGCAACUGAAGAAUCUUGAGAGACGUGACGCGGAAGAGCUACGGAGGACCGUGACGAGAUACGAAGCUUUGCUGCACGAGAGGAAGGUGCAAUUGGAGGAAGCGGCCGACGAGAUGGCGCACAAGGGGCGCGUUCACGAGCGUCUGAUGGCGCAGAUAGAGGACGACGCGGAUCGUGAGAUUCUCGAGACACGUACGAGGCACGAGAACCUCCUGUACGAGGAGAGGCAGAUCAAUUUGAAGCUGAAGGGGGAGGCCGGGGUGAUGCGAAACAAAUUCAUGGCCAGCCAGAGGGACGUGGACGAUCUCAAGAGGCAGGUGCAUCGGGUGCAGGGCGAAUACGCGCAGUUCCACAAGAAUAUACAGGAUCUCGAGAAGCAGAUAGCGGAUCUGAAGAAGGAGAUCGCCGAGAGGGACACCACUAUUCAGAGCAAGGAGCAACAGAUAUACGAUAUGAAGCAAACGAAUCAGGAGUUGGAGAAGUUCAAGUUCGUGCUGAACUAUAAGAUUGACGAGCUGAAGAGCCAGAUAGAGCCGAGGGAUCGGGAGAUACAGGAGUUGAAGGAUAAUAUUCGGAACACGGAGGAGGAGCUCACGAGUCUUCGCAAGACUAAUGAAAAUUUGGGGCUGGAGCUGCGCGAAGCGCGGGAGCAGUCGCGCGCCGCGCGCCAAGAGAUCGAGCGCGAGAUGCACAGAAACAAGGGGUGUCGGCAGACGUUGCGAAAAAUUCGCGUCGACAUUCUCGACGCUUCGGGACUCGUACAGGAGCCGAACGCCCUGAAAACGGCGGUGAUCAAUUUAUAUCACAAAUACAGCGCGGACGAGGAGCUUCUGCAGAGCCACAAAGCGGAUGUCGAUGCGCAGUGCGAGUUCAUCAGGCAGAGGGAUCAUCUGGAGAAGAUCAUCGCGUCUCUAAAAAAGCAGGUAUUCCAGGACAGGUCUGUCGGCGACAAAGAUUUGAAAAUGACGGAGAACAGCAUGCUCAUUGUGGAAUUGAACGCGCUGAGGGAAGAGUUGAAGGAGGCGCGACAACACAUUCUGCAUAUGGAGAGUCUGUUGGGUCUAACGCAAAAAAACGUGCGGCCCGCGGAAGCGAGAAAAGUCUUGGAGCAAGCGUAUCGUGGAUACAAGGAACUGGAGGAGAAAUAUACGCAGCAAAUGCAGGAAUAUCAGCAAAUUAUUCUAGCACUGAAGGAAGAUAUCAAACAAUUAUUAAGCAAAGUUCCUUGCGAAGAGACGGAGGGAGAAAAGAUAUCGGCUUGAACAAAUUUGUGACAUUUAAUUGUUUUCUUAGAGAUUUUCGAGUAAUGUAAAGUUUUCAAUGCAGAUUAAAUGUGCUUCAGCAUGUCUCUUACGUUUAGUAAAAAUAAUUUUGUAUGUAUACGUAUACAUAUGUUUAAAUUGUAAUUGUAUAUACGUAUGUAUAUUUAUUUAGAGAAAUAAGAGCGCUAUAUUCAUAAGAUAUAUUAUUUCAUUAUAGAUAGUAAAACGAAUCCCACCUUAAGACUUGUAUAAAAAUAAAAAAAAA